UUUAUGAAAAUGCACCCAUCUUUUGAAAAGUGGACUACUUUCUGCGGAAGGACUCAUGUCAUCAACACCCCCAAAAAUAGAUCCCAAUCAAAGAUGGCGGGCUGUGUCAAGAAUAUUUGUGGGGUAACCUGAGGUCUGAGUAAGUGAGAAAAUGGCCAUGGCAGCUAAACCUUUGAACAAGAACUUCAGCAGAAACGGCAUGCGAACCAACGGGGUGGUGAUACCGGACACUCUGGUCGCCCCUCGGACCAGUCAACCAGUCCCAAACCACCUUCUGGAUACCAAAAUCUACACGAAGGUGAACCAGAAUGUAUUCCUCCAGGCCAGACCAGCUGUUAUUCACUUUGCAGGCUUCGAGCUGAACAAAACACAGAAACAAAUCAUGAGGAUUGCCAACGUGUCCGGUGACAUCCAGAGGAUGCACAUCCUCCCCCCGGCCACCUCCUACUUCAGACUGAACUACACCAAGCCUGACCGUCUGGUCCCUGGGCUAACCAUGGACGUACAGGUGGACUUCACACCUGACGAGUGGAGGUACUACUACGACUGUAUCAGGAUCCACUGCAAGGAUGAUGAGAACCUGUUGAUCCCCAUCCAUGCCUACCCUGUGAUGAACACCGCAGACUUCCCCUCACAAGUCACCUUCCCACCAACACCCAUCGGACAGAUUCGAGUGAAGAAGAUCCCGCUGAAGUGUAACGCUCCCAUCGACUUCGAGUUCCAGAUCUCCUUCAUCCAGCCCCACCCAGCCUUCAAGGUCGAACCGCAAACAGGCACGGUCCCAGCCAAUGGGGAAGCUACCAUCACGGUGACCUUUGCACCCUCGGAGUUCAUCACCGCAAACAUGAAGAUCCAGGUCACCGUGUCACAGUUCAACUCCAAACCACUUCUGUGUAGCUUUGUGGGGACGUCACAACCUGGACUGUCAGCAAAGACCAUGAUGAACGGGCAUGGAGCAGACGACAGUGAUGACAUGAUCAAGAUGGGAGAACCGCUGGACCCACACUGCAUCUCUCCCAUCCACAUGGCACGCCGCAAGAAACGCAACAAGACACGGGAACGGACGCGAUCGGGAGGAGCCACCGCACCUCCGCCCCAGGACAUUGAGUAUGAAGGCCUGAGAUUUCCCCCCAACCUGAACACCCCGUAUGCUGUGUCCAGUGUGCUGAACCAGACCCCCGGCAAGCUUAGAACCAAGGACCUGAGAGAAGCCAUCACAUCUAAGAAGGACCUUGCGCCCAACACCAGACAGAUGAAGGAGGCUCUGUUUGAGUACCAGGUACAGCAGGACGUCAUGGCCGAGAGGAAAAACCAGCUCAGAUGGCAAGUCCACCCCGGCAAGGACCAGCUGACAGCAACAGAGAGGAUGGAGAUUCUGGCCAAUAGGGAGGAAGCUGUGAAAGAGUAUAGGUUUCAGAGAGGCGACCCUUUACCAGACAUAGAGUUUAACCGCGCCUGUACGGCUUGUUCCUUACGACGGACAUGGAGAGUCGCAGGAGAGUACCCUGAAGUGUCUCCCCAGUUUGACCUGUAUAAGAAUGACCCCUGGGCCAUGAGACACCAGGCACUAGGCAGGUUUGCACAGGCUGCUAGAAAGGUUAUCGUUAGGCAAAGAGUACAUAAAAAGUUAGGUUCGUUGAAGACGUUUAUUACGGACUGGCGGAAGGGAAAGUAUGCGGUGCCGGAGGUCACGGACGUGAAGUUCAAGGGCGAGGACGAUGAGAUAAAGAUUCCGCUGGGCAUGACAGCGCCGCAGGUGAAGGUGGAGUCUUUCCCGGCGUACGUUCCACCUGAUGUUAAGGACGACAUGGCCCCAGAUGCACUUGGUCCUGUUCCUGCCAAAAAUGAUGAUGUUUUUGUCAAGCGGAAAGUGCCAUACUUCAGUCUGAAGGUUCCUAAACAGUAUGACCUGAUGGGAUAUGGACAACACGGCGUACACGACGCGUCCAGAGGUUACGUAACGCCCAAACUGGCCAGGCCGCUCAGGACAGGAGCCGAGGACGAGAUCAUUGUGCUACCAGCGCCCCUAGUGGAAGAGGAGGAAACUGCAGGGGAGGGGGAUGUGGAGGUUGUGGAAGACAGGAUGUCCAGAAUAGAGCUGCGGGAGGAGACAGGGACGGCUGCAGGGCCCAGGACCAUGACUCUGGUGCCACCUGAAGCCUUGUUCCAUCCUCCUGACUACCACCCACUACAUAUCUUUAACCCGGCGCCAGGUCUGCAGGUGUUCAUGGCGCCCAUGCCGUAUGCGGAGACAGACCCAGACUUCCACCUGUGUCCGUUACCCAGGUACACAGUACCCAAGGACUCCCCGUACUGGACUCAGCACCUCGCAACACAGAAGAAGUUCUUAGACAGAGAGGAUGUGAUCAAAGGCAUCAUGUCAUGGAAGAAGUUCCCAUCCCAAGGCCUGAUGUCGCUGGCCAACACCCCAACUCUUACCAACGUCUGGGUACCCAGAUGGUCGGACCCCUUCAGUUCAGACAUUCUGCCAGACGACCCCCCUCCCCUACUCAACAGUCUCCCAGAAGAGGACAGACAGGCCAUCGAGGUUUCCAUACCUGAAGAGGAGGGUGCAGCUGGUCCAGAGUUAACACCAGAGAUGGUGAACGCUCAGUUCAGCACCAGUCUGGAACAGAUCCCAGAGGAACCUGCCAAACUGGAGGGGUCGGAGUUCCCCCAUGGAGGAAAACUUCCCCCUACAAACAACCCAGUAUCUGCUGCAGGACCCAUCACCAGAGAGCAGAGAGAGCAGGAGUUGGAGCUGUACCUCCAGCAGAGGUAUAACCGCCUGGGCUCCCGCGUGCAGGCCAAGGUGGACGACAUGGAACAUCACAUCACCAACAAGGACCUUCUGCUGAAGUAGAGAAGCUCCUCCUCCUGUACAACAACCCAAGACAAUCAACUUCCCAACUCACCACCCGACCACAACAUCUUCCCAAAGUCUUACGUCCCCCCCCCCAAACACACACCUGUUGUUAUUGUUGAGGAAUUGUAAAGCUCAAUGUAUAGAUAAACCUUAUUAUAAAUCAUAGAAAAUCUGUUAUAACUGGUAACAAUAUUUAGAACACUGGGACGACACAGAAAGUGCUAAUUUGGUCUGAAGUUUAGUAUGAAAAAAAACUAAAGUGUGUGUUUUCUAACAUAGAUUUGUAGGAAGCACCAAACUAUUUGUUGUCACAGUACAUAAGGCAUGUCAGGCCUGUCACAGACUGACAAUGAAUAAUAACCUGCUUUGUCACUUUUAAAAAAUUCAGCUUGUCUGAAAGAAAAUUGGUCAUUCUUAAAGAAGACCUCUACUGUCAGACAUGUAGACACAGUCAGGAGCUUAAAAGCUGUUUUUUUUUCCACAGGGUUGUUUCAUUGAAAGUCCUAUAUGAGAAUUCGUAUUGUCACUAUC
Molecule: messenger RNA, 3397 nt
Organism: Branchiostoma belcheri (Belcher's lancelet)
Lineage: Eukaryota; Metazoa; Chordata; Leptocardii; Amphioxiformes; Branchiostomatidae
Product: cilia- and flagella-associated protein 221-like
Exons: 22
Coding region: 152-2863 (903 amino acids)
Biological process (GO): cilium movement; cilium assembly
Cellular component (GO): cilium
Source: RefSeq, a predicted model, not a curated record